AUGAGUUGUCUUUCUUCUCUUCUUUUAGGAACGGAAAUGGAGUUAGCGUUCGAUAUACCUUCGACAUGCUCAAGAGUUGUGACCAAUAGGUGCGACCUCAAGGUUGUCGAUCAUGUAUUUAAUAAUCUAGAUGUUGCACAUAAAGCUCUAUUUGUGGAAUCAUGCUUUCGGCCACUACUGCACAUUCUCGAUUUGAAAUUGGCGUCUCAAAUAAUCCACCACCUUCUUCAAAGGACCUUGAAAUCAUCCGAGAACGAAAAAGACGCUGUGUGGUUCAAAUUUGGAGAGAAAGAAGCUAGAUUCGGGUUACAAGAAUUUUCUCUUGUAAGCAGAUUCAAGAUUGUGCAUGAUGUGGCUUCGUACGAGCUAACAAAGAAAGACUUGCUCAAUAAAUUUGAUGAUUUGGUAAAGAAGAAGGAAGAUGCAGAUUUGAUAUACAAAUUGGGGCUUAUCACGGUCCUUGAGCAUGUGGUUUUGUCUAACGAGUGUCGGGCUCUUGUGGAUGAAAAAUGGUUUCAUCUGGUUGAAAAUUUGGAGGAGUUCAAUAGCAAUCCUUGGGGGAACUUGUCGUACGAGUAUACCGUAAAGUUGUUUAAGCGGAAGAGUUUCGAUAAUAAAAACAAUACAGAGAUGAAGUAUUCUCUGCAUGGUUUUCCUCUAGCUAUCAUGGUUUGGGCAUUCGAGGCACUGCCUGAGCUUGGAAGAAAAUUUGCUCAAACUUGUGGGAGUGGCAGACUUCCGAGAAUUUUGUUUUGGAAAAUGGAAAAACAGUUGCGAAGCGAGCAACUUAGUGUGUUUUUCAACACGUCGGAGGUUGAAGUUCGACGAACGUUACAACCUUCAAGGCAUGAAGUUCAAACUUUAUACUUGAAGGAAUUCCGUAUAACAGAGGAAGAAAAAAUUGUCCCUGAAGAUGAGGAGGAAGAAGAAGAAAAUAAUGAGGAUGAUGAGGAAGAGGAGGAAGAGGAAGAAGAAAAAAAUGAUGCAUCUCAGUCUGAUCCACCACAACCGUAG
Molecule: messenger RNA, 1014 nt
Organism: Striga asiatica
Lineage: Eukaryota; Viridiplantae; Streptophyta; Magnoliopsida; Lamiales; Orobanchaceae
Source: the annotation of a GenBank genome assembly